Molecule: messenger RNA, 3204 nt
Organism: Aureobasidium uvarum
Lineage: Eukaryota; Fungi; Ascomycota; Dothideomycetes; Dothideales; Saccotheciaceae
Source: the annotation of a GenBank genome assembly
GGUGGUGGUUGGUGGUCCAAGGGUCCAAGUUACAACAGCUCAAUACUGUCAAAGGGGUCGAGUAACAGCACUAAAGAGUGCGACAGUCGAUCAAUGUUCUUCGUGAAAAGCGGGAAAGCCCCUCAACUUGAGGCGCAUCUCUGUCAGACACAGUAUUACUCGGCGGAUGUCCCGGUCACUGUCGUGCUCAAUCAAUCAUCGACACAGAUCAUUAUUGAUCGCGAAGAAUAUUCACGGAACAGGCAACCCCUUGAUCCCUCCAAAUACAAUACUUUGCAGCUUGAAGAUGCCUUCCUCAGUCCCAGCUGGUCAACUAAAUUUGCGACCUCAUCUCAGGCUCACUAUGCCGGCCCUUUGCUAGCUAUUGCGGCAGGUCCCGGCUACAACAACGAUCCGGAGGAAAUCCUCGAAAGCACCGACGUGGUCCAAAGAGCUUCUGAGAUGCAUCAGCAAUUUUUCGGAGAGAUGGUUCUUCUCGAGCUCGAAAACAGGCUAGACCAGAGCAUUGAAGCUGCUUCAGGUCUGAUAACCACCACAGAACAAAGAGUCAUCGUUAACAUUGGGGUUGGUAUAACAUUAGGGGCACUUCUCCUGUUGACAACCUGUGGUAUUGUGGCAGUAACUUAUUACAGCAAUCUCAGUCGAAGGUCUCUCAAUCUCCACCAAGAUCCAGGUCAAAUCGCUGUUGCAGCUUCACUGGUCGUUGGAGACACAAAUGCAAAGUCAGCCUUCGCUGGUAGUGGUCAGUUGUCGAAGGAGGCAUUAAGCCAGAGACUUGCUAGCUUUCGAUUCUCCAUGUACCGCGGAUCCCUGUUUGCUGCUCCUGAGGACUGUGCAUCUCGGUCUGAAAAUCCAAUACCUGCGAUCCUUCGAACCUGGAUGUGUCCACCACUUCUGGUAUUCCUCUUUGUCCUAUUGGCCUGUAUCGCUACGUUCUUCCAGAUCUCUCGCACAAGCGGUAUACACCAGGCGCCCUUUGUCUAUGAGUUCAAAACGCAGAUUUUCAACACUGCUGCCAAAUUGGCUCCGUAUUCUAUCCUGCCGACUCUUCUUGCGGUCGGGGUCAAACUAUGGAUUGCGGCAGUCGGAGAUACACUGAAGAGGUUUCAGCCUUACAUCACGAUGGCAGAAGCUCCUACGCUUCUUACAGAUUCCGUCUUAGUCGAAUAUCUUAAUACACCCACUGCUUUGGUCUCUCUGAAGGCCUUUAGACACUCUCACUGGAUCCUUGCACUAGCUGGUCUAGGAGCAUUAGCCACUGAAUUUUUCACUGUCAGUAUAUCUGCACUUUGGGAUCUAGAGACCAAGAAUUUGGACCGUUCAAUCAGUAUUACUCAUCAAUUUGAGAUACGCCAGGUGCCCAGAAUCGAUGAGUAUAUCUUGCCCUACCAUGCCCCUGCCUACGCCGAUGUUCAAAGGUAUUAUGUAUUGUCGAGUAUCUACUCAUCUUCACUGCAGAGUUGGUUGUAUAGCGCCACUCUGGAGCUGACUCAUCAGGCACCAACACCACCAUGGAGCAAGGACGCGUGGAGCUUUCUUCCACUUGACACUCGCAACCUCUCGUACAAUGAUGCCUUGAUCAAGGACAUUUCUGCGACUGCCCUGAUACAAGCUCGAAACGCCACGCUUGAAACCCUUGCGGUCCGUGCAAGGUUGGACUGCAAGCCAGAGACUUUCGUAGCCAAUACAUCAUCUUGGGUAGAGAAAAUCGACUUCAAGAACAGGACAAUGUGGAAUUCUACCAACAAGCCACCGAAUCUGGACCAUGGUUACAUCUUGAGAGGUCCUGCUAACAUGGGAUCUGGAAGCGAAUAUCUGACCUGUUGCGGGAAUACAACAAAUGGCACUUCUGGGACUGCAGCCGUUGGUUAUUGGUCCAACCUAGACUAUUCAAGUUCAUCGAUCAACACCGAAAAGGAAACGUGGUCCUAUGAACAGAUGUCGAUGACCUCGAAAUGGAUUGUAGGCCGUCCUUUGGACACGCUUUAUCAACCAUACCCUAACAACACAAACAAUCCUGCUCGUUGGAUCUGGUUGGAAGAACCGCAGAUCGCCGCAAUAACCUGCACCACCAUCAUAGAGAAGGCAAAUGCUUCCAUCGACGUUUCAACAGACACGGGUGUGGUCUAUGACUACAGGAUACUGGACACACCGGUCAACGCCACAGAGGCCUGGUUGGAUAAAUACUUGUCCCACAAUACAUCCGUUGAUUACUCCGGUGACAUGACCUACAUCGGGACGAACGGGGUUGCUGACCUCAUCAGCUGGGGAUAUAUCUUUCUAGACUCUGUCAUGAAUUCUGGUCGUGCCGAGGAUGUUAGCACUACCCAAUGGGAACCCAAUAAGCCGGAAAAUCUAGAAGACCGCGCCUUCAACUUCCGGAUCAGAGGGCUGAACGCUGAUUUCAUGUCUUACUCCAUGCUACAGCUCGCCAACAACAGCAAAGAAGCCUUGCUUGAUACUGAUACACUGAUCAGUCUUGCCAACAAGACAUUUGGCGUCUUCUUCAAACACUUUGCUUCCGAGAAUGUCACGAGUUCGUUGGGAGGUAAUGUAUAUCAACCGAUUGGUGCAAAACUACCUUGGAGUCUGGGGUUCGUGACAAACAAUACCAUGUACGCAACAGCCAGCGACGUACCCGCUGCAUAUCAAGGAGCACUGGGUGUCGAAAAUAGUACAGCAUCAACACCCAGAUCGACGAGCGCGAUACUCCAUGUUCCUGUGGAGCAGCUAGUCAUGUCGCCCACUGCAGUCAUACUAUGCUUGUCCCUGCUAGCCUUCUUGAUCUUAGCCAUCACAGUCAUUUUUACCGCGAAUCGCAAUACUAUCAAGAAACUUCCUCGCGACGUCGAUACUUUGGCCAGCACACUUGCUUUCGUAUACGGUAGCGAGAAAUUGCUCGACUGGGUACAAACACGAUCGGAAAAGCAAAAGCCGUGGUACAAGGGCUGGACUUUCAGAGAUAGUCAAGCAGGAGCAACAAAACAAAGGGCGAUGAUGGGGUCAUUCAAGAAUGCUGAUGGUGCGCAGCUAUGGGGCAUAGAGCUUUGCGAGGAGGAUGACUAUGUUGAUGAGGGUGUAAGUGCAUCUCGUAGUGAUUCUAUAAAAUUGGAGUCACUGGAAGUAAAGCAAGCUAACGGUGAUGGGUCUGAAGAGCAUGUGAGGUUUCUCGGCGAGAGGAGGGAUGAGAGUGGUGAGGGGACA